This is a messenger RNA of Hydra vulgaris (swiftwater hydra), 1533 nucleotides long. The record is from RefSeq and is a predicted model, not a curated record. NCBI's taxonomy places the organism in Eukaryota, Metazoa, Cnidaria, Hydrozoa, Anthoathecata, Hydridae.
AUGGGUGGGGGGGAUCAUUGCGUCGUUCAAAACUGCAACAACGAUAGAAGAUAUCCAAAUAAAUACGUUAUCAAAGACCAUAUUAACAGUUUUAAUGGUAGUUUGCAACUAAAAUUUUGGAGAUGCAAGGACGCUAAGAUGUUGCCUAAAUGGAAUUCAAAAAUUGGACUUUUUAGAAGUCAUUUUAGAGUUUCUCUUAACUCGCCAGUCGGUUCAAAUCAUUUUAAAAUGGGACGACCUACUAAUAUUUAUCCCUACCCCACAGAAUAUUUAAAUGGUUAUGAUAAUGAGCUAAAAAACCGAAAAUCUCCAUUAAAAAGAUCCUCAGAACUCAAUAAGAAAAAGUUUGUUGCUAAGCUUAGCGAUAAUCAUUAUCAAAAUGAAUAUAAUCACGAUCAAAAUAUAAUUAAUCAUGAUAAAAAUAAUGAUUAUCAUCAUCAAAAUGAAAAUACUCAGCCUAUGGAUAUUCAUUAUGAUCACGAUUAUGCAUUACCUGUUGUUCCUGUUUCUGUUUCGUUAGAAAAAGACUUAAAAAUACUUCAAAAUACUCCCAAAAGAAUACUAAAAAAACCUUUGUUAUUAAAACAUCGUAAACGAUUGCUGAGUAAGUUUUCUUUGAUACCGCAAGCAGAGUUUACUUGGAAUAGGUUAUCCCAUUCGGAUAGAUUGAUAAAGUUCUACACUGGGUGCACAAAAAAAGUAUUUAUGUUUUUAGUUAGUAAAGGAAAGAAAAAAUAUGAAAAUGUAUGUUAUUACAAGGGAAAACCUUCACAAUCUUUUAAAUUUAGAAGCGAGAAUAAAAAAAAACCAGGGAAUAAACGCACUUUAACAAUUGAGGAUGAAAUUCUACUAAUGUGCAUGAAGCUCCGACUAGACUUGGCUAUUCAAGAUUUAGCAUUUAGAUUUUCAAUUUCUAAUUCUCAAUGCUCAAGUAUAUUAACUACCUGGAUUACUUAUUUUGGAAAUGAGUUAAAACCUCUUCUUCUUUGGCCAACUGGAAAGUUACACAACGUAGAAGGUAUAAUAGACUGUACUGAGCAAAAAAUUCAGAAACCAUCAAAUGCGAAGGCACAGUAUCAAACAUUUAGUACUUAUAAAAGUUGUAACACAUUAAAAAAACUAGUUGUGACAACAAAAACUGGUUCUUUCAGUUUUAUCUCCAAAGCUUAUGGUGGCCAAGCUUCAGAUAGACACAUUACAGAGGACUGCAAUGUUAUUAAUAUGUUUUCUGAAGGAUCUGUUUGCUUGGCUGAUAAAGGUUUUAAUAUCCAAGAAUUGCUCUUAAAAAAAAAAGUCGUAUUGGUUUGUCCACCUUUUAAAAAAAAAGGACUACAUUUUACACGAACUAAAGUCCUCUCAGCCAAAGAAAUUGCUAGAUCACGAGUCCAUGUGGAGCGAUCAAUUCGACGACUUAAAGAAUUUAAAAUAUGUAAAAACGAGUUAUCACUAACAAUGCUAAAUCUCAUUGAUUACAUAUAUAUUAUUUGUGGAGCUUUAAGUAAUUUACAACCCUCAAUUUUAGGAUCAGAAUAA